CAGGUAAAAACAGGAAACCAUAAACUUUUAGAAAAUACCCCUCGCAUGACUUUCCAUUUCCCCACCAUUCCGUAAAAGAGAAAAAUGGCAGAUCAACCUGUUAAGCAUCGGUGCCAGCGAAUCGGCUGCAACGCUACGUUCACCGAAGACGAUAAUCCAGAAGGUUCCUGCACAUACCACGAUUCGCCUAUAUUUCAUGAUGGAAUUAAAGAGUGGAGUUGUUGCAAAAAAAGAAGUCAUGAUUUCAGCUUAUUCCUAGAAAUUCCAGGAUGUAAGACAGGUAAGCACACAAUCGAGAAACCAGUGUUAACUAAGCCAGCUGCUUCGAAGAACUAUCCAACUUCUAGUCCUGCUUUUACUCUUGCUUCCACUCCAACAUCAAAAGAAUCUUGCGCUAGGUGUCGUCAGGGUUUCUUUUGCUCUGAUCAUGGUUCACAGCCCAAUGAACUGAACUCUACCCCAGCUGCACUGGCUGAGGGCAGUGCAGAUUUUCAGGGGUCUUCUCCUCCACCAAAGAAGAUAAUUGAUAUAAACCAGCCUCAGACUUGCAAAAAUAAAGGAUGUGGUAAAGUUUUCAAAGAAAAAGAUAACCAUGAUACUGCAUGCAAUUACCAUCCUGGGCCUGCUGUUUUCCAUGACCGAAUGAGAGGGUGGAAGUGCUGCGAUAUUCAUGUAAAGGAAUUUGAUGAGUUCAUGACCAUUCCACCAUGCACCAAGGGGUGGCACAAUGCUGAGCCAGUGUCCUAGACCAUAGGCACGAGGAAUGAGUUCCUGUUAUAUUAAGAGGUUUCCUUUUUCUUUUCUUCUAUUAUUUUUCUGAGGGAGGUGGGGUUGGUUGGUAACUUGAACAUUCCCUCCCUCACAUGAACACAUGCUCUACAUUUUUAGAUUACGAACAGCAACUGCAAUCUAGGAUGAAUUAUCAAUGUGUUGGAACUGUUUUGCACUCAUCUUGCGACUAAAACGUUGAGCCUAUUGACCGUUGUGAUUGUGGUAUAUGGACGUGCUACAUUUUUGAAAUAGAUUCAUAAUGUGAAGUCAUGUUCAUGUGCCGGUUCCGCCAUCUGAAAUUCAAUAGGUUACACUAUUGAACUUUAUCAAGUUUCCAAUCUGCCAAGUGCGGGCUUUAUUUUCAAAGCGGUCAGGCUGUGGCAUGUCCGAGGUGACCAUGGAUCAUUCGACCUUAAAAGACCAGGCCGAUAAAGCCUGGAUUUGCGAAGCCCGUAAAGAUGGAAGUUCUUCAUUUUGUAGUAAAGAUAGAAGUUCAACAUUUGGUGGUCUGAUGUAGUUGGUGUUAAUUUGGUUAGACUGGUUAAUUUUGAAGUGAAUCGAAAUAUU
Molecule: messenger RNA, 1338 nt
Organism: Durio zibethinus
Lineage: Eukaryota; Viridiplantae; Streptophyta; Magnoliopsida; Malvales; Malvaceae
Gene: PBS2
Product: cysteine and histidine-rich domain-containing protein RAR1
Biological process (GO): defense response to bacterium; defense response to fungus
Cellular component (GO): nucleus; cytoplasm
Molecular function (GO): Hsp90 protein binding
Source: RefSeq, a predicted model, not a curated record